GAUGCCAGGCGAACAACAAUUUCGCGAUACUCUAAAUUCAUUAGGCUGGGGUUCAAGCAACACAAGAAGUAAUGGAAUUAGCCUUCCCACCAGCAAUAACGGAAACUCUACACCAUUUUCGCGACUUACAGAAACCACCUCAAGUUUCUUUGGAAGUGUUGGUAAUCGAGUGCAAGGAUAUAUCCCGUUAGUAAAUAACCAGGAAGAAGAAAGCUUGUUUACUUUGAAUAGAUGGCAGAGACUUACUGGAUUCGGAGUUCUUCUGCUGUCGGGUGCACUAUGUUUUGUCCUUGCAUUCUUGACAAUACCUCUAUUACCAAUAAAACCAAGAAAAUUUGCAGUCACAUAUACAAUGGGAAGUCUUCUAGUACUAGCAAGUUUUUCCAUGCUUAAAGGACCAAUCGAAUAUCUUAAACAUAUUUUUUCGAUGGAACGGCUUGCAUUCACACUUGCGUAUCUAGGGUCAAUGAUUGCUACCUUGUAUUUCGCUGUUGUGCAUUAUACAAGUGGUCGCGCUUAUAUGGUAUUAUACAAGUGGUACGUUGUAUCCUAUUUCCCGGGUGGAGUUAAUACUCUACAAAUGGGUACUCGUAUGUUUGCAAAUCAAGCUUCCAAUAUUUUGCCAUUAUAA
Molecule: messenger RNA, 631 nt
Organism: Ambispora gerdemannii
Lineage: Eukaryota; Fungi; Glomeromycota; Glomeromycetes; Archaeosporales; Ambisporaceae
Source: the annotation of a GenBank genome assembly